GGCACCUUGUCGUGGUGCAGGGGCUUAAGUCGCAAGGCAUACUUGACACCUCCCAACCGGUAUGAGCGGUGCUGACUUGCACUGCUUAGGCGGGUUGUCAGAUGCCGUAUGCCUGCGGCAACCAAGAUCUGCCACCUCCUAAUCCAGGGUGUUAUGCGACUCCCGUGCCCAUUGGAUGAUUUGCAGCCAGGAGGUUAAUUCGGCUGUAUUCUAACGGAGCCUUCCCAACACCGGGCCGAAUUGGGAAGUAACGGUGGCCUUACCGCGUCAUGGGGCUCUGGCGCGGCGGACCUUCGUGUUCCCCUAUACAAAUGUAGACCUGACCGCUCACCGCGUUGAGCCAAGGGUCGUAAGAACAAGAUGAUAAACAACAAAGCAACAAACACAACUUCAACAAUAACUACCACAAGGCAACGACCACUGCAAACGGCAAAGGACAAUGGUAAUGACAACAGUACCGGUGCAGAUAAGGUGUGUUCAGGAGCUAAACCUAAGUUUAGCUUCCUGGAUGCCCUAUCGCCAGAGGAUCGUGCGCUAUUUGAAGAGCAUAUCAGGGAGGAUGAUGUCGACAUGCCCUCGAGUAGUAGCGCUCAGCAGACGACAUCCACUGCGGUCGCUGGAAAUGUGACGAACACCACCAUAGCCCCCUCAAACAGGCUAAGCUGCUCGGAUUCUGGAGAAGGUGGUACUCGAAAAAAAAGGAAACGGAGAGGCAAAGUACCCCCCCUACCACCAGCAGGUCAUCCAGGUGGUCAUGAUGACCCUCGUAGGAGGGGAAUGAGCGGUGCCAGCUUUAAAUGGUACCUGAGGCAUCUUCAGGAAGGAAGAUCUCCUGAGGAGGCCGAGCAGAUGGCGCGUAACAGGAUCAGAGGCAGCGCCGCUUCAAAGGCGCGUAAGGCCGGAAAUACCGCAUCCGUUAGCAAACGGAGUAGCGGAACUCGUAUCCGCGAUCCAGUCAACGUCAAUCCAUCCAGUAAUUGCGGAAGCGAAAGGACGGCGCCUCCAAAGACACAUACCAUGAAACGCAAAAGCGAACACAUAACGCCACAGGAGCCACCGAACACUAAACGGCAGAAGGUUAAUUAUGCCCAGGUAGCUGGAGGUGUACUCUCCGCACCUAAUCCUCCACGGGUGGCUGAGGGACAGCGCAGAUGUACGGAUGCCUUAAAAGGUAUACAGAUGGCUGUGCUGCCUUUGAAUUACCCGGUGGAGACUAUGGGGGCAGAGGAGCUUACCGCUCUACAAGAUCUCCUCAUGGAAGAAGUAUACAGGGGGUGUGGGUACCCAGUCUCCUUCCAUGCGGUGCAUUUUAAGGGCGGUAUACUACAGGUGGAUUGCAAGGACGAGAGAAGUGCUGACUGGCUACGGGAGAUCGCCCCCAAGCUGGUAGGCUGGAAGGGCCCCGUCCUAUGCGCAAAGAGGGGAGAAGACAUUCCGCCCAUGCACAGCAUGACGGUGUUUCUCCCCAGGUGUGCCGAUAAGCCAUUUGAAUUUGCUCUAGGGCUCGUCAGGAACCAAAACGAGGGAAUUAAUACCUCGGCCUGGCGAGUGGUGUAUAGCAAAGUUGAGGAUUCUGGGUGGAGGCUGAAUAUCUGUGUUGACGAUGAGUCCUAUAAACUCAUCCGGAAGGAGGGCUUCCGCCUAAACUACCGGUUCAGCUCGGUAGUCAUGAGACCCUACAGGUCCAAGGCUACUAAGGAGAGCGAAAAGGAUGAGAAAAUGCUGGUAAACGAGGAUGCUACGCAAACGAAGGACGGCGUAGAUGAGGACCAGUACCUCAUAAAACAGAUCCUGUAGUCGUCACCGAUGCGAAAGUUGCCCAGGUGAACCUGCAUCACGCGGUGAUAGUAUCCACUGCAGGUUUACAUCGGAUAACCUGGGCAUCCUACUGAGACAGGAGCCAUAGGUCCGCAAAGGAGAGAGUUCCUAACACAGGACCUGGUCGAUGUGCAGGCCAAGGAUAACGAAGGUGCAGACUUCGUCCUGGCAACUGCCUAAUUUUCAGGAGAAACACCAUCUGCACCUACAGAGGCUGUGCAGGGCCUGGUAGACUACUACAGGAGAAAUAUACUGCCCCUGAUUCUGGGUUGCGAUGAAAACGCACGUCACAUAGAAUGGGACAACACGUACUGCAACACACGGGAAGGGAAGUGCUAGACAUCAACCUCAGUAAUGAACUCAUCUCACGGAUCUGAGUGUCAUCAGAACCUUCAAUGCUGGAUCACAGAAUCAUGAGAUUCGGGCUAAAGGUAGAGGUCACGCAACUCCCCCCAAACGAAUUACAAAGAACAGCAAUUGGGUCACAUAUCGGGAUACUUCUCUAGCUCUGGAGAACAGACUGUUCGCUUAUAACAAGGAGUUUAGGUGUGCUAAACAGCAGAAUUUCAGAAAUUUGUAUGAAAACGUUUUCUGCACAGGGCUCUGGCUAAAGGUAAGACUGACGCAGUACUAGCCUUUAAAAGAUGUGACGGAACCUAUACGAUUAGCGCGAAAGAAAUAGCUACGGCACUUCUGUUGGUGCAUUUCCCUGAAACAAUUAUGGUAGCUCAGUGUAUACUUACAGCCGAACACGCUUAGAUUGGGUAGUCGCAAGACAACUGUUUACUGCGGACUUAAUCAAAUAGGCUAUGGCUUCGCGAAAUUGAAGAAUCCGGGGGCGGACGGUAUCUUUCCAGCACUUUUGCAACAGGGAGAGCAGGUUCUACUGCCCUACCAUGUUCGGCUGAUGAGAGAUAGCUUUACGCUGGCGUACAUCGCUGGAUCAUGGAACAACGCGAAAGUGAUCUCUAUACACAAGAGCAUGUCACUGGCGAAAUCCUUCAGGAAAAAGGAUAAAAGGUAUUGUUAUGCGCCUUCAUAGAUAUCGGACGUGCCUUCGACAACACGUUUCAAAAGGAAUGUGGUGGUACCGGUGCGCAGAUGGAUUGAGCACUUACUACACAUCAGAAUAACUGAAACCACAGUAGGGGAUACUUGAAUUCGUGUCUGCACAAGAGGCUGUCCACAGUGUGGAGUACUAUCUGUCAGGGAUAUGCGCAUUUCUGUCUUCGGUAGGAUUUCAACUUUCACAGCUUCAACGACUCGCCUACAUCGCUGUGUCGGCUGCCAUGUGCACAUACCCGACGCCCGCACUUGAAGUCAUGCUGAAGCUCACACCGCUUCACCAAGUAAUGGGCCAGAUAGCCAAACACACACUGCUACAAAUGUGAGCAGAAGGGUUUGGCAGAGGUAAGGUAAAAGCUUCUUAAUCAAAAUACCACUGUCUCUUCUCCCAAAGGACAGCAUUAACAAAAGGGUAAACUUCGUUAAGAAAUUCGAGGUUAACUUUAGCAACAAGGAUAAAAAGAAUUAUUCCGCUCUCGAGCUACUGCUUAGGGAUAGUACUAUUAAGUAAAGAAUGUGGAUCACGCACCAAAUUCUCCAUACCUAUGGGAAGUUUUCCGAGCAUAUUCCAAGCAGAGGUCUGUGCUAUAAGUCGGUGCAUAGAGAUAAAUUUCCAACGCAACGAACGUAUAGUCAUACUCGGCGUUAGUCAAGCGGCACUUAAAGCGAUCUCUGCGUACGAGAACAAAUCGCUACUGGUGCAGAAAUGUAUAGAAUGUAUUGAACACCUGCUAAUUGACUGCAAAGCAGUCUGUAGACAUAGGAUAAAGGCCUUUGGUUUCCAUUGGGAUCACCUAGCAGUAUAUUGGAAUUUAUCAAUAAGCUAGGACUAGACAAUGCUGCUGUUUCAGAAGUGUCGAAAAAUGAAAGUUAAUGCAAAGCUAAUGAAUUCAUACUCUCCCUGUAACAUUCAGCAGUUGGGCUCAGCUCGGCCUAAUCAAAAGUGAUCACAUUCCACUGGUUUCACAUCUUUGAAAAGAAAAAAGGUUGAAAUCGCUUUCAUUUCUCCUGGCCCGUACCAUAAAUCAAGGUGAAAGAUUGUCAAAGUUUAUAUGAAUGAGUUUGCGAUUAAGAUUUUUGAGGAAUAUCGAAAAGCUACGAAACUAUUGGAUCAAAUAUUUUGUUAGUGUCUUUAAAAAAUCAACGCUUGAAAACAAGAUUAACGGAAUGAAAAGUUUUGCAACAAGUUUGCCUGAAAUUUCGGGUUUCCAAUGGAAUCGCGGCAACGAGUUGUUGAAAAUGCUGCAGAAGUGUUUUGUGGAGUCUACACAAAGCAUACAUUGAAGAUCGUGAAGUAAUCGAAAACUUGCCUGAUGCGUUUCGUCCAUCCACCUCUGUUAAUGGCGGUAACAUCGGAAAAGUUAAAGACACAGUGCUUGAAAACCGUUAAGGUCACAUUAGAGAGAUGUCAGAGGAUCUCAACACCUCUUAUGAAUCGGCGCAACUCAUUUUUAUUAAUGUUUAAAGCGUGUUAACUCUAGACACAUACAAAAAAAUUUGAAACUUUUUCAAAAACAACGGAGAGUGCGCAAAAAAGAUGUUUGCUUAGCUGAAGACCCUACAUUCAACAACCACAUCAUUACUAGUGGCGAGACGUGGAUUUAAGAAUAUGAAGUCGAAAUUGUCCAACAAUCUAACAAAUGGCGAUUCAAGAAUGUGCCGAAACCGAAGAAAUCAAAAUUCACUGAAUAUUCCGAAUGUACAGAAGGAACUCCCAGCCGAAGCUUAUAGCAAGUGUAUGGAAAAUAGGAUGAAAUAUUGACAUUCCUGAGUUGAAUCAAAAUAUGCCUAUUUUGAGGGCAACAAUAAAGAUUUGUAUUAAAAUACCUGAAAAUUUAUUUUAUUUUUGAGUCCGGCUCAAAUUUGAUCAAACAGUAUAUUAAAAUAAAAAGUGAUACAGACAACCUGAACAAACUGAAAA
Molecule: messenger RNA, 4804 nt
Organism: Bactrocera neohumeralis
Lineage: Eukaryota; Metazoa; Arthropoda; Insecta; Diptera; Tephritidae
Exons: 4
Coding region: 361-1797 (478 amino acids)
Source: RefSeq, a predicted model, not a curated record